This is a messenger RNA of Adineta steineri, 1041 nucleotides long. Lineage: Eukaryota; Metazoa; Rotifera; Eurotatoria; Adinetida; Adinetidae. The record is from the annotation of a GenBank genome assembly.
AUGGCAUACAUGUACCUUUUAUCAAUUUUUUUAUUUUUCAAUAAUAUUGAUUGUAUUUCAUCUGUUACCUAUUUGUGCGAUCGAAAUACUGAAUGUGGAUGUUCAAAAACGAAUGCUCAACUAAACAAAAUUGUUGGUGGUGAAUCAGCAGUUGAUUCUAGUUGGGGAUGGGUUGUAUCUUUACAACGUAGCUCUACUAAUAGUCAUUUUUGUGGUGGUACAAUUAUAUCAUCAUUACAUAUCAUUACUGCUGCUCAUUGCGUUGUAGACGCUUCAUUCAAUAUUGGCUCUACAAAAGUAGUUGUUGGCAUAGAUGCACUUUCUCAAACAUCAUCAACAACGGCCCAAGAACGUUCCAUAGUACAGGUUUUCUCACAUCCACAAUAUAGUGUCAUCACGAAAGCUAAUGAUAUUGCAGUUCUACGACUUAAUCAACCAUUGAAUAUUUCAUAUGAAAAAGGUACUGCUCGAUUAUGUUUCCCACGAGUUAAUGCAACGUCCAUGACCUAUAAUUAUCCCAUCUCAAAUUCAGCACUGGUGGCAAUUGGAUGGGGUGUAUUACGAUCAGGAGGCCAGAUUAUACCAUCUAACCUACAUCUACAACAAGUGACAGUAAAUGCUCUACCGGCAGAUCAUCAGAUGUGUGCGUCUUCAAUUAAUAAUCGACAACUUCAAUUUUGUGCUGCCGUAUCGGGUGGUGGAAAAGAUACAUGUCAAGGUGAUUCAGGCGGUCCUUUAAUGUAUUUCGAGUCGAAGGAACGCCAGUGGGUAUUAGCUGGUGUAACCAGCUAUGGAUAUGAAUGUGGCCUGCCAGGUUACGCUGGUGUAUAUACACGUACUUCAGCCUAUCAUAGUUGGCUUCAAUCAAUUGUCACUGAUCGUUUUAUUGAAUUAACAGUGAAUGGUGCUAGUGACAUGUUGACAUUGAGUAAUACUAGUUCUACUACAACAAUGAAUGGUGCUAGAUCUACUUCACCAAAUUUAUUUUGGUAUAUAUUAUCACUAUAUAUGUUGGUACAGAUACAUGUAUAUUUUAAAUAA